AGGAUGAGGUUACCGGGCUACGAAUGCUCGGUCCCUGCAAUGGAAUACUUUGUGUUGCUGCUAAUCUGACGAUGAAGGAUGGAGAUCUGAAACCCGAUUAUGAGAUAGUGUUAUGGAACCCUGCCACAAGAGAAUCAAAGAUGCUCCCCCCAAUCAAUAUGCCCACCUCCACCUUUACUUCCAAUUUUGGCUUCGGUUUUGAUCCCAAGACUGAUGAUUACAAGGUGGUUAGGAUUCUGAGCUUCGAUUCUCAUCGCGAAGUUGUGGUCUACAACCUUAGUACUAAUUCUUGGAGGGCGAUUGAUUCAUCCCCUAACCCAUCUCAUUCGAUUAGGUUACCUCGUUUUCCUUCAUGCCUAAAUGGAGUUCUUUAUUGGUGGGCUAUUGAGGACCCUUAUAAUGAAGAGCGCCGACACUUGAUUUCCUUUGAUAUGAGCAACGAGGUGUUCCAAGAGCUACUGCCUCCCCCAACUCAAGGUAUUCGUUUUGAGGAUAUUGCUGUUAUCAAUGACUCUCUAACUUUGAUGUUACCAGGAUGCAAUUUGUUCGAAGAAUGGAUUGAGAUAUGGGUGUUGAAUGAGUUUGGUAAUGAAAGGACUUGGAAGCCAAAGUUUGCAAUCCUACUUCCAAAUUAUUGGGGUCUGAUACAGCUUCGGGAGGAUGGUUGGGCAGUUCUAGCCGAUAAAGAUGAUUGCUUGGUAUUGCAUAACCCAACAACAGAAGAAAGGAGGAAUCUUCAAAUAUCUGAGGCUGGAUUCUCUCAACUUGUUACUUACACGGAGUCCCUAAUUCUCCUCAAUGGACCGGGGAAUGUGCUUGAGCAACAAGCCACGCCAUAACAAGAUUCCGGACCAAAUCACAUAUUUGGCAUAUUACUUUUGGAUUUCAAGUUCCUGGAAUUACGUUGAAGUUUUUUUGUAUGAUCGGAACCAGAUGAACCUGACAAUGAGAAGUGCAACUCGGAUCAUCCUCUUCACAGUUGGCCUCUUUUUCUUUUGGUAAUACAGUCUGUAAUGGAAAAUCUAACUAGUGCUUCAAUUUCAUUGGAACUUUUGGGAAUGGAAUUUUUAUUUUGAUUAGAUUAUCCUUUCAAUUUACUAAAGUUUUUGGAA
Molecule: messenger RNA, 1112 nt
Organism: Alnus glutinosa
Lineage: Eukaryota; Viridiplantae; Streptophyta; Magnoliopsida; Fagales; Betulaceae
Product: F-box/kelch-repeat protein At3g06240-like
Exons: 2
Coding region: 24-839 (271 amino acids)
Source: RefSeq, a predicted model, not a curated record